Talaromyces marneffei is the source of this 1437-nucleotide messenger RNA. RefSeq lists its product as uncharacterized. The coding region runs from base 1 to 1437 and encodes 478 amino acids. The record is from RefSeq and is a predicted model, not a curated record. The transcript has 2 exons. Lineage: Eukaryota; Fungi; Ascomycota; Eurotiomycetes; Eurotiales; Trichocomaceae.
AUGUCUCAAAUCCGCCUUUUGUGCAUUGGCCUAUUCACAGGCUCCGUGAUGUCAGCAUCAAAUUCGUCAUUAUUCUCUCCCUGCUCGUAUGCACCAGAGAAUAUAUUGAUAAGAGAUGUUGUUGUGAUAGGCGGGGGCGCUUCUGGAACAUAUGGAGCCAUUGCAUUGAAAGAUAUGGGCAGAAGUGUUGCAGUAGUAGAGAAAAAGCCGCAUUUCGGGGGACAUGUGAAUACAUACAAUGAUCCGGAGACUGGACUCGCAUUGGACUUUGGAGUACAGGGAUAUGAUGGUGACAGUAUCACCCAGGCUUUUUUCUCCAGAUUCAACAUCCUUCUCAUUCCUUUGAGCAAAGGGAAUGGGGAAGUUACAGCGGACUUUGAUACAGGAGAGAUUGUAAUGACAACAAUGUCCGCUGAUAGCCUCGCUGCCUAUGGCGAGCAGACAAAUCUGUACUAUCCAGACCCAGCACUCGGUUUACAUCUACCUCAACCUGUGCCAGAGGAUCUCUUGCUUCCUUUUAGAGAUUUCAUUGUUAAAUACUCUCUUCAAGAUGCAGCUUACACUAUUUGGAGAUUUACCAGUCCUGGAAAAGACAUCCUUGACCAGUUAACUCUAUAUGUGAUGCUUGGGUGUAACGCAGCAUCUACGCCACUUCUUGGUGGCCAGGGAUCUGAUGUAACUACAAGAAACAAUUCUGAGCUGUUUGGAAAGGCAGAAGAAGAAUUUGGAAGCAGUGCCCUGCUCAAUUCACAUGUGAUUGCAGCAAAACGGUCUAAUGAUAGCAUUUCACUCGUCGUGCAGACUCCCACGACGAGGAAACUGAUACUGGCAUCUCAAGUGCUUUUCAGUGCACCAAUCGUGCUUGACAAUCUCAAUACCUUUGACCUUGAUACUAUAGAAUACUCCGUUUUCUCGCAAAUCUAUUAUUCGAGUUGGUAUACUGCUUUAGUGGCUGAUACCGGAUUACGGCCCGGAUAUGUCUAUGAAAACGCUGCGAUCGAUACACUAUACAAUAUCCCCCUAGAACCAUACACAUUUCGGAUUGGGGCAACUCGAGUGAAUAACAUAUUCUACGCUUACUAUGGCUCCAUGGAACAACUGUCCGAAAAUGAGGUCAAGGACAGGAUAUCAAAGACCAUUCAAAUACUGUCUGGCAGCUCUACAAUUCCGCGUUUCCUAGACUUUGUAGGUCAUACUCCAUUCAAGCAGCAAGUGCCUGCCAAAGCCGUUGCAGAUGGUUUCUAUGACCAGCUGAAUGCGCUUCAGGGGCAUCGAGGAAUGCACUAUACGGGAAAUGCAUUGGAUGCAUCUGGAUCAAGCAGCCUAUUCAAAUUCACUCAGUAUUUAUUGCCGAGAAUCAAUCAAGCCAUCGAUGCUCAUCCAAUCGACCUAGACUUAGGAACCUGCUACCGGAACUUAUCAGCACGUUGGCACUAA